Messenger RNA from Dunckerocampus dactyliophorus (ringed pipefish), 1357 nucleotides. It is a transcript of the gene ormdl3, whose product is annotated as ORMDL sphingolipid biosynthesis regulator 3. Gene Ontology annotation, biological process: negative regulation of ceramide biosynthetic process; intracellular sphingolipid homeostasis; ceramide metabolic process. Bases 300 to 761 code for a protein of 153 amino acids. The transcript is spliced from 4 exons. Gene Ontology annotation, cellular component: endoplasmic reticulum membrane. Lineage: Eukaryota; Metazoa; Chordata; Actinopteri; Syngnathiformes; Syngnathidae. The record is from RefSeq and is a predicted model, not a curated record.
CCACGGGGGCGAGUAGAGAUGACGUCAGUGGGCCAAAGGCUGCCUGUUGUGCCUUGUUGCCAGCAGCUGCUGCUGGAAGAGAAGGCCAAGAAGAACAAGAGAAAAACAAAGUCAAAGCCGACGGUUGUCUCUCGCGUGUGUUGUUAGCAAGCCGACUGGAAGUGUUCGUUGACGGGAGCCGUGAAGAUGCUCGCUGGCGGCUGACGGAGAGUUGGCCCCUUACAUAAGCGACAGCCUCGCCAAGACCACGAGCAGGAUAGCGGAUUGAGUCUUUGCAGUCCCAGCUGCGUGCCGCCGCCAUGAACGUGGGUACGGCGCACAGCGAGGUGAACCCCAACACCCGCGUGAUGAACAGCCGCGGCAUGUGGCUGUCAUACAUCCUGGGCAUUGGCCUGCUGCACGUCAUCCUGCUCAGCAUCCCCUUCGCCAGUGUGCCGGUGGUGUGGACCCUCACCAACCUCAUCCACAACCUGUGCAUGUACCUGCUCCUGCACACGGUCAAAGGCACGCCCUUCGAGACCCCCGACCAGGGCAAGGCCCGCCUCCUCACGCACUGGGAGCAGAUGGACUACGGCGUGCAGUUCACCGCGUCGCGCAAGUUCCUCACCAUCACGCCCAUCGUCCUGUACAUCCUCACCAGCUUUUACACAAAAUACGACCGGGUCCAUUUUGUGGUCAACACGGUGUCGCUGCUGACUGUGCUCAUUCCCAAACUUCCCCAGCUGCAUGGCGUGCGCCUCUUUGGCAUCAAUAAAUACUGAGCAGGCGGACCGCCAGGAGGAGGAGCUAGUGUUGUCAGGACUGCAGCGCCGCCGCCGCCGCCAGGACCCUCAGAGGAGGCAGGCUGUGAAUGUUUGUGACUUUUCCCCUUAAGGUUGGAGGCGUUUCAAAGGGUUUAGACGUUAGUUAGCAUGUUAGCAUACUUUUCUCCGGCGUGACUCUGCGAGGACUCCCACAAGAUGGUGAUGACCGAGGAAGGCAACACACCGGGACAGUCAGGGUUAUUCUUGUCCAACCGCUCCCAUUUUUGGACGCCUCUUGUCCUGCUUUUUGGGGCUGUGUGAUCCAGCGCGUGGAGGACGUUAGCAGAGUAGUUGAAGUAGAGGAGCUCCCAGCAUGCAUCAGUGUGCUCCACAGCGUGGCCGCCUUUGUAGCAUUUCAUGUCGAUAGUUGAUAUUUAUUCUAAUUAUUCUUCUCCUUGGUUUGGGCCCACGGACCAAACGUAGCUGCUGUCUGUGGCCAUCAAGGGUUUUCUUUCACGGAAGACUGGACUCUUCUCAAAGAAGGAACUUGUUAGCUAGCCAACACAUGUCAUGUGAUCUUCUUGUGUACAAAAAUACAAUAUUUUUCAAACUGA